CGUCGCCGCCGCUCUUCGACUCCGACCUCAGUCCGUCUUGCUCUUCAGUCUCCUAUAAUGGACUCUGGUUAGUACCUCCAUCACUUCUCUCCCUCUCUCUCUCUCUCUCUCUCUAUCUCCUCUUUUUCUCUGCUUUCAUGCACUCUGCUCUACUACCAUGCAAACUCAGUUUCGUCGAUUGAUUUCAUCCUCUGUUGUUUUUUCUCUUCUUCCUUCCUUGAUUUUGUUUGUAUUGAAGGAAAGGAGAUAAGAAAACUUUGAGGAUUUCUUUGUUGUUUUCCAUUUUUGGGAAAAUUUCUUCCUUUUGAUUGUACUCAGUCAAUUCUGCUGUUUCCCUGCAUAUGUUAAGUUUCUUUGACUUGAAAAUGAUAUGUUUGUUGACUCCCUAUUGGUUUCCUUUUCUAAUCCGUAAAUCAUUUUUCUUUUGUCCUCUGGAUUUUUCAUUGGACUGCUGGUUCCCUUCGUCGCUCUCUCUGGUUUUUGGGAUGAUAUUCUUAUUUCGGCUAGCUCUUGUGCUUCCUCAAUUCGGAAUUCUGAUUUCUGAUGUUAGGGUUUUCAGAAUUUGAAGGAAUACCCGCUUUUCUUUCUUCCUACAGCUUUAAGCACUUCACUGUGCUUAUGAAAGAUGAGAAGAUUAUAUGCCUGACACGGUGCCUAGAACCUCCAAUAGGAUUGCCUGAGCGUUGGAGUAUACUGAAUAUAGUUCCUCGAGCCAGGAUACACAUUCCUCAUGGUUUGCCUCAUUGCGAACUACUCCCUGCGCCCAGAUUCCAUUAUGAACAAAGAGAGUGGAGAAGAUUUUUGGAUUUUCUUCAUUGCAGGGACAUGGUUGCUAUUCUGAAACAUGAAUGUUUUGAGUUCUUCAUACUUCCUCCGGAUACGGUAUCGAGUUCUGCACACAUUAAAGUGGCCUAUAAGAUGGGGAAAGGAUGCUAUGCUCCAAUGCAUGUUGGAGGUCACCAUGCUCCAAAAUUAGAAUUUGAAACUUAUACUGAUCCUCAACACCAUGCUGUAAAACAAGAAAGGCCCUUGGAGAAAAAUUAUGUGCGAGCAGACCCCAGUUACCUGCAAACUCUUGGUCAGGCGCAUUCUGGAUGGAUUUUUGGUGCAGUAGCUGAGCUUGUUGAUAACGCCAGGGAUGCCAAAGCAAAGAGAUUGGAUAUUUCUAUUGAUAUCAUAUAUUCUAAAAGGGCUGGAAAACACAUCCCUAUGCUGUCAGUUAUAGAUGAUGGCCAUGGAAUGUCCCAUCAAGAUAUUGUGAGAAUGACAUGUUUUGGGCAUAAACAAGGUGGUAUUGAUGAUCCAGAUCGCCUUGGAAAAUUUGGUAUUGGAUUCAAGACAGGAUCGAUGAGACUUGGAAAGGAUGCUUUGGUUCUUACUCAAACCGCUAAUUCCAGAUCUAUAGCUUUUCUUUCACAGUCAUUAAAUGAGGGAAAAGAUAAUCUUGAAAUCCCCAUUGUAAGCUACCGCCGAGAAGGACAGUAUAUGGAAGUUGAUACAAGUGUCCACUCUGAAACUUUAGCAAAGUACAAUUUAAAGGCCAUUAAGGAAUUUUCACCAUUUGACAAAUACUUGAUUGGUGAGAAAACAGGCUUGUUCCAUGGAAGAUGUACUGGAACACAAAUAUACAUUUGGCACUUAGAAGAGUGGACCUCAGAUUACUGUCUGGAAUGGCAAUGUGGGCUGAAUGGAGGAAGCACUUUCCACCAAGGUGACAUACUCAUCCGUUCUAGAAGGAUCAGAUCCCGUCCUGGUCAGAUUAGUCAAAAGGUGCCACUAGAUUAUUCACUUCGUGUGUAUCUAGAAGUCAUCUUUUUAGUUCCACGGAUGAAGAUAUAUGUUCAAGGAUCACUGGUUAAAAGUCGACCAUUGCAAAAAUCACUGAAUAAGACCAGUAUUGAAACUGGCAAUAUCAUGGGAAAACCACUUCAUUUAACUCUUGGAUUCUGUCAAUUAGAGUGGGAGCAAGCAAAUUGUGGAAUAUUUUUGUAUUGGCAUGGUCGGUUGAUUGAGGCUUACAAGAGGGUCGGUGGCAUGAUUCAUAAUGGAGAGAUAGGUCGUGGUGUGAUUGGUGUUGUGGAUGUUACUGAUUUAAUGAAUGCUGGCAAUGGCCGAGUGUGGGUGCACAAUAACAAGCAAGGAUUCCAGGAUUGUGAAGCCUACGCCCAAUUAGAGUUGUGGCUAGGGAGAAAAGUAGACGAAUAUUGGGACCAAAAUUUUGAUAAACUGCAAUUGACCAAAAACGCUGCUGUUUAUAAACCUGAUCACGAAUGGGUGCAGUGUGAUAAGUGUAGAAAGUGGAGGGUGUUGAGUGCUGAUUUCGACAGCAAGAGCUUACCUUCUCAAUGGUUUUGCUAUAUGAAGCCGUUCAGUCAAUCAUGUGACAUACCAGAGGAGAAGCUUGAAUACGAAGUGAUAACACUAUCCACAAAGCGAUCUGGAUGUGAGGACAAGGAGAAACUUCCUCAAUGCAAAGAUGAUUUCUAUGAUGCCAGUGUCAAACCCAAAGGCAAACCUGGCAUUGUUGCUGUAGGUGCAAAGAGGACCAGGUCUGAAUACCAUAGGGCUUGUAAGAAGUAAUAAUUUAUUUUUGCACAUUUCGGCAUUUAUCAUGCUCCUAAUUAAAUCUCACUUAGUUUCAUUUUUCAUUUUCAAUACGUUCUUUUUUUUUUGGUAAAAUUAGUAAUGGAGAAAAUGUAGAAAAACUAAAGCUGUACCUGUAAGUUCUCAUGCUGAGAUCUUGAAGUCCCCGUAGUAUGGCAUU
Rubroshorea leprosula is the source of this 2764-nucleotide messenger RNA. The record is from the annotation of a GenBank genome assembly. NCBI's taxonomy places the organism in Eukaryota, Viridiplantae, Streptophyta, Magnoliopsida, Malvales, Dipterocarpaceae.